Messenger RNA from Acanthochromis polyacanthus (spiny chromis), 9594 nucleotides. RefSeq lists its product as uncharacterized. The transcript has 5 exons. NCBI's taxonomy places the organism in Eukaryota, Metazoa, Chordata, Actinopteri, Pomacentridae. The record is from RefSeq and is a predicted model, not a curated record. Bases 6358 to 7452 code for a protein of 364 amino acids.
UGACAGUUUCACGAAUCCCCGUGAGACCGGGCUGGAUCUGAAGUACCGUUGUCAAGAUAUGCAAUGGUUUCUAUGCAGAAUGAACACCUCUAAAAAUAGUUCCGAAUUAGACAUUCUAGAAUUCAUGCCACAUAUAAAUCUCAGUGUGCAGACAGUUCUGGACAGUGUCUUACAGAUUUCAGCAGGACUACACUGAAACUAGCAGGACAUCGAGAUUAAACUCAACAUCAACCUUUCAACAAAGUCCAAAGAAGCCAACAUUUUUGAGGUAAGUAACUUCACUGUUCUGUUUGAUGAAGCAAACACCAGAGGAAACAUUCAGAAGGCAGUUUUAAAAUCUAUUUUUCUACAACUCUGUCCAAUUUGUAAUGAAAUCUGUGAGUCAGAACAGGAUGUAACACUCAGUUUUGUACUUGUCUUGUAAUUUUUAACAUCUUGUUAUUAAAAAGUAAGAUCUUAGCAGUGUGGAAGGGAAGUGAUGUGUUCAGGUUUGGUCAUAACUGGAUAACUAAAACCAACCAGUACUCCUGUAAAGAGCAGGACAAACAUUUUUGUUAAGACAAAAUUUGGUUUUAAAGCUCCAAACUUGGAAUAGUUUGACUAUAACCAUGACCAAAUGCAUAGAUAUGUUGGGAUAGCAGGAUUUUUCUACUGGGAAAUAUUCAUUUUGGAGGAUAUAAUGAUAGUCUGAUGUGUUGAUGUGAGCAAGAUUUAAGGUCACUUUUUUCUGAUAAGUAAAUUAAUUCAAUAAGUGUAAUAAGUAAGGUAACAGUUUAUUCUGUUUCCUUAAAGCUGCUGUCCGGAGUUUGAAUCGCAGCGUCUCCCAAAACGCUGGUGGUCCCACCCUCCCUCCCUCUGAUUUCGCCCCUUUAUUUGUGCACGCGCGCAGUACAUGAGAGGAGUGCCCGGAGUGCUGCAGCAUCUUGCCUGUUUUGCUGUUUUCCCCUCUUCUGCAUUUAGUACAUUUAGUAAAUAAUAAAGGAAUUACGUUAGAAUGCUGUAUUGAGUCUAACUUGUCCUAAUACCAAAAUAACAUGAAACUGCUAGGACGAACGAGUAAAGUUUCAAUAUGUGAUUACACUCCCUCUCGAUGACGUUGUUUAUCAAACUUAGUGCAUUUACGCGUGUAUAUGUGUUAGAUUGUUUAUUUAUUUCUAUCUAGAGUUCAGAAUUGCAUGACUCCUCUGACGAAGAGUAUGUCCCAGACGCCCCAACAUCUUCCUCCAGAGGUCGGGCAUCUAAACGAAGCCGUCAGGCGGGCUAUGGAGGCCGUGGUCGGGGAGCGAGGCGAGCACCCCGACCACAGCAUCUAAACAAAGCCCGCAGGCGGGCUAUGGAGGUCGUGGUCGGGGAGCGACGCGAGCACCCCGAGCCAAAAAACGUCCUGCAGUCUCUUGGCCUGACAAGCCGUGGGAUUGGUAACUUUUCUGGAAGUUGUUGAGCCCUGAUGCUCUCUCCUCCACAAGCAAAACAAAUGUGUGCGCGGUUGCGUAGUGCGUAGCUCGCCCACAUCUGCAUGGGCUUGCUUGCUGUGCGCGUAACCGUUGAUUGACAGCAUGACAAAGCUGAAGCUCGAACUUGAUUGGUCGGCAGCAACCGGCGCUUUUUGGAAUAACAUGGGGGUCUAUGAGAGGAAGGCGGAGCUCAGGAAUAAAUUUUCAUAUCGCGUUAUACUAACUUUAUAUGAUAGUAUCGAACUAGACUAACACAUUUAAGCUUUGUUAAAAAAUGAUACAUAAAUUGAAAACAAACGGAAACUCCGGACAGCAGCUUUAAAGCUCGUGUCCGGAGUUUGAAUCGCAGCUUCUCCCAAAACACUGUUGGUCCCACCCUUCCUCUGAUUUCGCCCCUUUAUUUGUGCACGUGCGCAGUACCUGACAGGAGGCCCAGAGUGCUGCAGCAUCUUGCCUGUUUUGCUGUUUUCCACUCCUCUACAUUUAGUACAUUUAGUAAAUAAUAAAGGAAUUACGUUAGAAUUCUGUAUUCAGUCUAACUUGUCCUAAUACCAAAAUAACAUGAAUCUGCUAGGACGAACGAGUAAAGUUUCAAUAUGUGAUUACACUCAUGUAUCCCUCUCGAUGACGUUGUUUAUCAAACUUAGUGCAUUUACGCGUGUAUAUGUGUUACAUUGUUUAUUUAUUUCUAUCUAGAGUUCAGAAUUGCAUGACUCCUCUGACGAAGAGUAUAUUCCAGACGCCCCAACAUCUUCCUCCAGAGGUCGGGCAUCUAAAUGAAGCGGGUCAAGCGGGCUAUGGAGGCCGUGGUCGGGGAGCGACGCGAGCACCCCGAGCCAAAAAACGUCCUGCAGUCUCUUGGCCUGACAAGCCCUGGGAUUGGUAACUUUUCUGGAAGUUGCUAAUCCCUGAUGCUCUCUCCUCUACAAGCAAAACAAAUGUGUGCGCGGUUGCGUAGUGCGUAGCUCGCCCACCUCUGCAUGGGCUUGCUUGCUGUGCGCGUAACCGUUGAUUGACAGCAUGACAAAGCUGAAGCUCGAACUUGAUUGGUCGGCAGCAACCGGCGCUUUUUGGAAUAACAUGGGGGUCUAUGAGAGGAAGGCGGAGCUCAGGAAUAAAUUUUCAUAUCGCGUUAUACUAACUUUAUAUGAUAGUAUCGAACUAGACUAACACAUUUAAGCUUUGUUAAAAAAUGAUACAUAAAUUGAAAACAAACGGAAACUCCGGACAGCAGCUUUAAAGCUCGUGUCCGGAGUUUGAAUCGCAGCUUCUCCCAAAACACUGUUGGUCCCACCCUUCCUCUGAUUUCGCCCCUUUAUUUGUGCACGUGCGCAGUACCUGACAGGAGGCCCAGAGUGCUGCAGCAUCUUGCCUGUUUUGCUGUUUUCCACUCCUCUACAUUUAGUACAUUUAGUAAAUAAUAAAGGAAUUACGUUAGAAUUCUGUAUUCAGUCUAACUUGUCCUAAUACCAAAAUAACAUGAAUCUGCUAGGACGAACGAGUAAAGUUUCAAUAUGUGAUUACACUCAUGUAUCCCUCUCGAUGACGUUGUUUAUCAAACUUAGUGCAUUUACGCGUGUAUAUGUGUUACAUUGUUUAUUUAUUUCUAUCUAGAGUUCAGAAUUGCAUGACUCCUCUGACGAAGAGUAUGUUCCAGACGCCCCAACAUCUUCCUCCAGAGGUCGGGCAUCUAAAUGAAGCGGGUCAAGCGGGCUAUGGAGGCCGUGGUCGGGGAGCGACGCGAGCACCCCGAGCCAAAAAACGUCCUGCAGUCUCUUGGCCUGACAAGCCCUGGGAUUGGUAACUUUUCUGGAAGUUGCUAAUCCCUGAUGCUCUCUCCUCUACAAGCAAAACAAAUGUGCUCGUGGUUGCGUAGUGCGUAGCUCGCCCACCUCUGCAUGGGCUUGCUUGCUGUGCGUGUAACCGUUGAUUGACAGCAUGACAGAGCUGAAGCUCGAACUUGACUGGUCGGCAGCGACCGGCGCUUUUUGGAAUAACAUGGGGGUCUAUGAGAGGAAGGCGGAGCUCAUGAAUAAAUUUUCAUAUCGCAUCAUACUAACAUUAUAUGAUAGUAUCGAACUAGACUAACACAUUUAAGCUUUGUUAAACAAUGAUACAUAAAUUGAAAACAAACGGAAACUCUGGGCACGAGCUUUAACUUGCAACAUGGAAUCCAAAAAUGAAAUUGGAUUAUGCUGUCCAGCAAUAUUUUUGUUUUUGGUGAUACAACUUGUCAUAUCUGCUCAAUCAGUUACUAAAGUUCAUCACAUUUUCUUUUUCAUUUUUGUGACCAAGCAUUUAAUGUUAAAAAAAUAUUCUAUAUGUUUUGUUUUGUAUUAUCCUGGCAUGCAAGUACAAAAGUGUCAGAAAAUAUCAUUGGUUGAUUUCUGCAUUAUUGUUUUUUUGGGGGGUAAUGUGUGCUCAAAGAUGAGACUUUCAGUGACAAUUUCAGUUAUUUUUUAAAUUUCAAUUCACCUGUUAUCAGAGAUUAUUUCAUCGACUUGUCCUGUAGUUGAAACUCGAACUAACCAUUAAAAAAAAAAUCAUGCUUUAUCUGUAUUAGUUCUUGAGAUACUGUCAUUUAAACAUUACCUCAAAUGCCUGUAAUAUGUUAAAAAUGUGCUGGACGUGGAUAAACAGGCUUUAAAAAAUUAUCUCAAAUAUCUUGAUUUGUGAAUAAAAAUACUGAACACAUUUCUAAAAGUUAGCCUUUUUAAUAUAUUUGAAAUAUAUUUUAUGUGAGAAAAAAUCUGUCAAAUGAGACAUGGUUGAGCAGAAAAUGUUCUAACAAAUGAGAGAUUUCAGCAAUUUAUAAAAACAUUACUCAGAAUAUGUCACUAUAAGUUAUUACAUGCAGAUAGAUGAGAAAAACAGUGGCAGUUUUAAUAAUUUAACAUGCCAUUUUCAAAAUUAAACAAUGCUGAGAAAUUUUAAAUUGUUUUUAAAGGCAUUCUAGAAUUCAUGGCAAACACAAAAACUCUGAGUGGAGACACCAUUUCAAUUUAUUUUAUUGAGUUAUUUGUUUAUUGAGUAGUUUUGUGAAACAAACUUAACACCAAACUCGGAGACAUCCACAUUUCAACAAAAUCUAGAUAACCAAACUUUUGUGAAGUAAGUAACUCCACUCUUCUGUUUAAUGAAGUAAACACUUUGGAGUUUCUGAGGAAACAUCCAUGUAGUUUUGCUGCAAUACCGUCCAAUAUGCCUUAUAACACAAUUCAGAACAGGUUGUAACACUCAGUGCUGUUGUUUUGUGAUAACUGGUUCAAUAUUUAGCAAAUAUGAUUGAAAGCUGAGAUCACAACAGUGUGGUAGAUUACCAAUGGUUUAACAAGACAUCCAUAGAUUAUGGUUCUCUUUUGUCUGUUUAACUUUCAGUCUUCUGUGACAAGAUAAAAAUGUACUUUCAAAGUUCAUCCUCAUCAUCAUCCUCAUCCUCAUCUUCCUCCGAGGGGAGUACCACAUGGCAGCGUUGCGAAGUCCCAACAGGCUGCACGGUGGUGAAAGAACUGGGAGAUGGAAGCUAUGGAACAGUGCUGGAAUGUGUGAAAAACAACACUGAAGAGUACGUGGCUAUAAAGGUGCCCGAAAGGAACAAUCUUGACCAUGAGGCGAAAAUCCUGAAAAAGCUCAUGAGCCACAACUCAAAGGAGUCCAACAUCAUUGAGUACAAAGGAGACAUCUUCAUAGAAAAUACGCGGCUCCUGGUGUUUGAAAAAUUGGACAUCGACCUGUGGGACUAUGUGGAGAAUUUACCACAGCCACUGCGACUGGAACACGUCCGUACAGUUAUUCAGCAGCUGGCUGUAGCUUUGAAUUCACAGUGCUGGCAUAAGCCACACUGAUGUGAAGGAGGAUAACAUCAUGAUGGUGGAUCGCGUGAAGCAGCCCUUCAGGGUCAAGCUCAUUGACUUUGGAUUGGCCAAGAACAGGUCCAAAGCCAGGGCAGGAAAGCUAUGCCAAGGACUUGCAUAUAGAGCUCCAGAAAUCAUCCUGGGCCGGCCGUAUUCAGAGGCCAUUGACGUUUGGUCGUUAUAGGCUGUAUUGGGACCAUGGAAAAAGUCCCUAGAAAGUGAAUUUCGUUCCACUCACGUGGAUCUACAUGAACUCUGCUUUAUAAGAUAUAUCUAUUGCUAAUUAGCACCCAAAAAAAGUUUCUACUCACCGUUUCCAGUCAUUUUUUAAUAAUUACCGUUUUUGUGUCGGUCUUUUUUUUUACUGUGGCGUAGUGAUAUUUACAUGGGCGUACUAGGAUUUGCAGUGCGUGCAGCGGUUUUUGGUCAUGUGGACCAAAAGGAGCCGAGUUCUGUUGCUGUGGUAUCAGAUCAAAACAACAUGGCGUCGACUGUAUCUACCACAGAUACGAGCAAAGAUGACAAAAAGACAAGGAAACCGCCUUCAAAAGUCACUAAAAAAGGAUCGAAACGAUGCUAUAUGCAUCUCACAGAUGUCCAGGGCGAAGACAUGCAGGAAUUUACACGGAAACGGUGGGAAACUUACACAACCUGCGUUAGACAGUGGCUUUCUCCGGUUGCAGAAGGCUGCUGAGCUGAAGGAGGACACCAGCGUGCUUUUGCACAUUAAAGAAAAAGACUGUGUGGCCCUAGAGGUGCGGUACCACAGGACCUGUUACGCACAGUACACAAAGUUUUUGUCAAGGCCUUUGGAAACAAGUACUGCAACCCCAGAUGAAGCGUGAGUUAUUACAAUGCAUUAACAUUUUAUUACACAUUGUACAUUUCAAUAUGAGGCAUUGACAAACAACAUAGUCUUUAGUUUGUUUAACUGUAGUUCCAAAAACCUAUUUGAUAAUUUUAUUCAGGAAAAAUUGGCGGAGUAGACAAGCUUAGAUAAUCUUGAUUGGAUGAUUAUGUAAAUAUGACAUGGCUGCAACAGUUUACACAUGGUUUGUGUGUGUGUGCAUGUGUUUUUCAGAACUGAACCACCAUUCACUGACAGCUACAAUUUCUUCUGUGAGACUGUCAUCCAUCAAAAGAUUAUAGUUGACCAGGAAGUGCUGCGAAUGGACAAGCUACGAAAGACAUUCGUGGACAUAGUGAAGAAUCAACAGGGUCUUGAUGCUUCAGAAUACAGGCAGGAUCUACUGAAGAGGCAGCUGACGCAUGACUUCCCGCAGCUCACUUUCCACUGCCCUGCCAAGAGAAACAUCAGUGAACUUGUUUUUGUUGAGACACUGUCAGCUGAUAGACUAUUACAAAAGAUACCUCCACAGUCAGGUACAUCUACUGAGUUCACUGAGGUAAGCCAAGCUGAAAGCCAAACUGAAAGUGACAGUGAACACAUGGCUAGCACAACAUCUGGACAGAAUACUACUGAUGUCACAAGGACACUGUACAGUGCAGGAUUGAUCUUAAAGAGGGUUCUCAGUGACUCUCCUGGUAUGACAUGCCCCUGGCCUCCCACCGCUGACAAUUUAAAUGUGUCUGAUGCUCAAUCUGUUGUGCCAGAAGAACUAUAUAAUCUAAUUGCAUGGAUUAUAGGGGCAUCAGAAGAGGCAACAGGAGUGGGUUAUGUCGAUAUUCCCGAUGAUGUUAGGCUAAAAGUUCUAUCUGUUUGUCAAGACAUUGUUUACCUUGCAUCUAAAGGUCGAAAGCAGACACCAAAGUCAUUGUGCCUUGGGCUAACUGUACGCCAUUUAACAAGAUCAUCUAAUCUUUUGUCAUUGCUGAGUAGACUAGGACAUUGUGCUUCAUGGAACACAGUACUCAGUCUAGACACUAGCCGAGCUGAACUACAACUGCUAGAGAAUAGAGACAAAAUCCCAAAGGGUUUCUCAAAGAAGGUGCCUACAAUACUGGUGUGGGACGACAUUGAUUUUGGGGAGGAGACACUGUUUGGUGGUGGAACCACUCACCAUACAAAUGGCAUUAUGCUCCAAAGUUCUGUCACUGAAACUGAGUCAGGAUCAGACAGACCGCCGCUACAGAAGGCAGUUUACACAUUCAAAGCACCUCCUAGCAUCCCUGUAGAACACUAACAACCGUCUAAAAGACAGGGGCCACAGAGCUUCUCACAAGGAAAGUGUUCCAUCACAGGCAGAAACAUACAGGUUGAAUACUGUGUCGGCUGCCAAAACUGAACUGGCAUAUGUUUUAUUGACGUAUGCAGAUGCUGAAGCAUGCACAGUGCCAAGCUGGACAGGUUUCCAUACAAUGCUUCAAUGUAAUGCGACUUUGCAAAAGUCAGCAUUGUAUUAUCUUCUAGUCAUUGAGGCUUCACCGACAGAGAUGUCAACUGUUAACACAAUUCUGAAGAGAAGUGUUGCAGUUGCUGAUCAGCUAGAACUGGACCAGGUAGUAUUAGUUUUUGACCAACCUAUAUAUGCCAAAGCUCAACAAAUCCGCUGGAAAAAUGAUGAUUUCAUGAAGCGGCUAGUGAUUCGACUAGGUGAGUUUCAUACAUGCAUGUCUUUCCUAGGUAUUUUAGGAAAAAGGUUUGGUGAUGCAGGAUUGCAAGAUAUACUCAUUGAGUCAGAAGUUGUUGCCCCAGGAUCCAUCAAUGGGGUGAUCAGUGGUCAUCAGUACAACCGCAGCAUGAGGGCACACAAACUUAUGUAUGAGAGUCUGCAACGUAUUUGUAUGUGUAUUAAGCUAUAUUUUCAUAUUCAGAGACACUGUCGUAUUUGAAUAAAUGUUUUAUACCAUACUUGUGAAUGACUCUGACCUUUUGUGCAUUUAUUUUUUUGUCUUAUUCCAUUUUUGCCAUUAUUCCGAUUUAGGAGGGCGUGGUAGCAAUUCAGUUGAUUUUCAGCCAUUUAUGGCCAUGGUGUGCAUUUUUUAUUUUAUAUCUUUCAUUACACAGUAGGUUGUGAUAUUUUUAAUAUAUGACACAUAAACGUUUAGCUAAAUGUACUAUAUAUUUCAUUAUGCUGGGUGCAAAUCACUUAAGUUGAAGCGUUUCUUCCAAGAAAUUACCUACAUUUCUCACUCUGAAUUCACCUAUGUGUACACUAUGGCACCGAUACUUGUUUAAAAUGUUUGGUAGAUGUGUUUAUGACAUUUGAUAAAGAUUUUGUGUUGCCAGAGUUAACAUAGCACUUAAAACAAGCAAAAACAGCAGCACCAGAUUUUCGUUUUUUGGGUAUUCUCAUAAAGAUACAUUUCUGGCUGGUGACAAAGUUCGGACAAAUUGUCAGGCCAGCUACAGCUGGUCCUAGUUAGUGUUGCUAUGUGCUUCUGUCCCUCUCUCCCUCUAUCUUUCUCCCUUCUAGGGCUGAAUCCCAAACCGCCCCUACACACUAUCCCUACACACUACCCCUCCGUUUGCGCGUUCCCGUGGAGGGUCCUCCAUAUUAAGGGCCGUCCCAAACUGCGUAGUGCGGAGGGAGAGUGGACUGUUCAGCCCUUAAAUAGCGAGUCUGCAUCGAUGCUCAUUCUGGACAACUUUUUCAGGAAGUGCAACGUCGAAAUGGAGGAGGAAACAACAUACUGAUGUGAGUUCCACGUGCGUCCUUUAUUUCUCCCACGCCUUUUUCACACUGACAGAACAUCACAAAAAGAGUGGUGAAAAAAGAUAAAACAAAAGAAACAAAUCUUCUUCUCUGCUGACGUUUGAUUUAAUUGUGCACCCCCUGACACCUUAAAAUUUGAACACAACUGACAGAAUUCAUUUAUUCAUUUGUUGGAUUUGAAAUGCCAGAUAAUAGGAUUGGAAAACAUGUGAGUGAAAAAAAAGGGGGAUGCUUUCGUAUUCUGGAAGCAGCAGCGAUCCUUGUUAGUUGCAACCUGUGCCACAGCGCUACAGCCAUGCACAGUAGGCGUCUUUGUGUUACCAUGGUGAUGACGUCUUCUGUUUUCCAGUGAGGCGACAGGGCGUCCCAUUCCUGACGAUCGUAUUUAUACCCUCCCCCUUCAAUAAUAGGUGCCCUCCACAGCUGUGAGUGUGACUUCUUUUGGAGUGACACUCGGUAGUGUAGGGGGAGUGUGUAGGGGCGGUUUGGGAUUCAGCCUAGGAGUGGCUUGACAGGCUAGAGUGGCAACAGGUGUUCCUCAUCUCAUCAUUGUGAUCAAGUGACGCUGAAGCAGCUGGUGUCUUCCAAUCAGAUUCGAACUGCUCGACCUUUUAAGCAGCUUCCUCCCCAACACGGUCUCACGGGGAUUCGUGAAACUGUCACGUCAGU